UUACGUCAUAUAAACACAUGUCAGAAAAGUCAAUUUGACGUUCGUGUAAAAACACUACUUAUCGCCACCAAAAUGUAGUUUUCCACAAUGAAUAACAACAACAAACAAAACAAAAAAGUUGAAGAAAUUAAGCAUAUAUUCCUUGGUUUGAACAGAGAAUUCAUAAAGUCUGGUUUCAGUACAAAAGAACUCCAAAAUGCUUGCCUACCCAAAUGUUCAAAACACACAAAUUCAGCUUUAUUUAUAGCAUUUUUAUUGCUGGCGUUGUUGUUGGCAACUUCUUACGAAUAUGGACUGUUUACAAGUGCCAUUAAUUAUUUCCUAGGAGUGCGGUGUAUAGUCCCAAACAAUUAUUUUGUUUGGGAAGCUACAAGACCAGUAUCUAACUGUAACUUUUGUAAAGAUGUUAAUGAACCUCUUGUGCUAAAGAAUGUAACGCGAGAAGAAUUCGCCCCAUAUGCUUACAGUUCAAGACCAAUCAUAAUAAAACAAGCUUUUCUUCAUUGGCCAGCAAUGAAGUAUUUUGAUUUCCAUUUUUUCAAAGAAUUGUACAACAGCAUAUCAGACUCUUACAAAAGUGUCGACGAAGAAUGCCAGUUUCUUCACUUUAAGUCAAAUUUUAUAUCAAUUCGUGAUGUUUUCGAAAUGAGUGAAGCAAGGGUCCAAAAUAAACCAGGUGAAAAAUCUUGGUAUGUAGGGUGGGGAAACUGCCAUCCACAAAUAUUAGCCGAAAUGAGAAAGUAUUAUCCCAAACCUCACUUUUUACCAGAAACUUGCGAAAUUCCAUCUAAAGAAUACGUUUUCAUGGGAUAUGAUGAUGGUGCCACAAUGCAUCUUGAUUUUAUUAAUAGACUGAUGUGGCAAGCUCAGUUGAAGGGAUCAAAAACCUGGCAUCUGAUUCCACCACCGGAAUGUGAAGAUUCUUGUUCACAAUUUUCAUUUUUGGUUGAACCUGGAGACGCAGUCUUGGUAGACACGAGAGUUUGGUAUCAUGGAACACAAAUCACUCGAGGACAAUUCAGCCUUUCUGUUCAGUCAGAAUAUGGGUAAUAGUUCCCCCCCCCUACAGUGGCAGCUAAAACAUAAAUUCUCGAAAAGUCUGAUUUGCAGUGCCAAUUUAGUCAAACUUCAACAUAAUGAAGUCCCAAUAAUUCUUCUCAUAUUAAUUUUUGCUAGUCUGGUUUUACCUAAUGUAUUUUGUUACCAUAUUUAUCCAUUAAUUUUAUUUCUAAUAAGUCACAAGUGGGUUGUAAGAAAUGACAAAAUUAAUUAAAUUAAUCUAUGUUUAUAUUAAUUGGUCUUGUUAACAGUGUAAAAAUCUGCAAUAGGUUUAGAUAAUUCGAUUGCGUUAUUUUUCAUUAUUGCUUUAAAAUUGCCCCAUUGUGAUAAUAUGUUUGAAUUUUAUGUUUCCAAAAUGAAAGAAUCUAAUAGGACUUCUUUCAUGAAUCUACUAAUAAAGUGCCAUUUAUUGUAAAUUGUCCGUAGUUUUAGCAAAACUUAGUCGUACACUUGAAUACUCUGUAGCCAAAGUUCUAUUAUAUCUAUGUUUUUAGAUUGCAGUCAUAAUUUAUCAUACCAAAUGAUGUUUUAAAUAAUUAUUGAACGCACUUAUUUAUUUUGAUCACCUUAUUGUUAUCGAUAAAUUUUUAAUAAAGAAAAUAAUGCUAAAUCC
Tribolium madens (black flour beetle) is the source of this 1672-nucleotide messenger RNA. RefSeq lists its product as uncharacterized. Lineage: Eukaryota; Metazoa; Arthropoda; Insecta; Coleoptera; Tenebrionidae. The transcript has 4 exons. The record is from RefSeq and is a predicted model, not a curated record. Bases 88 to 1050 code for a protein of 320 amino acids.